Messenger RNA from Oncorhynchus gorbuscha (pink salmon), 6656 nucleotides. Its product is annotated as protein 4.1. The record is from RefSeq and is a predicted model, not a curated record. Lineage: Eukaryota; Metazoa; Chordata; Actinopteri; Salmoniformes; Salmonidae. Gene Ontology annotation, molecular function: structural molecule activity; actin binding. The transcript has 22 exons. The coding region runs from base 290 to 3325 and encodes 1011 amino acids. Gene Ontology annotation, biological process: cortical actin cytoskeleton organization. Gene Ontology annotation, cellular component: plasma membrane; cytoskeleton.
AUGUCUGCAUCGGCCCUGUGUCCAAGAUAUGGUAGCUGGAGCAGUCGACACAUCACGCGCGUCGCUGGGAGUUCCCUUGUCCCCUAUAGCACGCCCCUCCGUCUUUUCUCCGCGCCUUCCCGGUCGUGCCUCCCAUCUAUUCUCUCGCGCCAUCUCCCGGGGAAAAGAAGCUGAGGGGCGGUGGCGGCGUCGGUUUAACGUUGCUUCGCUGGCCUGUAACCUCAAUGGUCCACAUCUAGACUGAAGACUGACAGUUGGACCCGACAGGACAGGAUUGCAUUCCAUUACCAUGACCACAGAAAAGGGAUUGCCCAUGGAGAUGAAGAGUACCAUGGAGGGUGAUGUCAGGAGGACCAAUCAGGAUCAUGACAGUAAGACGUCAGAUGACCAUCAUGGGGACAUGGAUGACAGCUCAGAGAAGACCCCCAGCAAAGCAUCAAAAUCCCCCCAGAAAUCUUCCAAACGUCCCAAAACCGUUCCUGUCAAAAUCUCCCUACUUGACGGCUCAGAGUAUGAAACUGGAGUAGAGAAAUUUGCCAGGGGGCAGUCCGUGCUGGACAUGGUGUGUGGCCAUCUGAACCUGCUGGAGAGGGACUACUUUGGCCUGACGUUCUAUGACACAGACAACACCAAGAAUUGGCUGGACCCGUCAAAGGAGAUCAAGAAGCAAAUCCGAAUUGGCUCAUGGCAUUUCGGCUUUGCUGUCAAGUUUUAUCCCCCUGACCCAUCUCAGCUCACUGAAGACAUCACCAGGUACUACCUGUGUCUACAGCUGAGGGACGACAUGCUGUCCUGGCGUCUGCCCUGCUCCUUCGGGACCUACGCCCUGCUAGGUUCUUACACGGUGCAGGCGGAGCUGGGUGACUAUGAGCCAGAGGAACACGGGCCCGACUACAUCAGUGACUUCCGUUUCGCCCCCAACCAGACGAGGGAGCUAGAGGAGAGGGUGAUGGAGCUUCACCGCAACUACAGGGGAAUGAGUCCAGCGGAGGCAGAGGUGAACUUUCUAGAAAAUGCCAAGAAGCUUUCCAUGUAUGGUGUAGACCUGCAUCACGCCAAGGAUUCAGAGGGCAUUGACAUCAUGCUUGGCGUCAGCGCCAACGGACUACUCAUCUAUCGUGACCGUCUGAGGAUCAACCGCUUCGCCUGGCCGAAGAUCCUCAAAAUCUCCUACAAGAGGAGCAACUUCUACAUCAAAAUACGCCCCGGGGAGUAUGAACAGUUUGAGAGCACCAUCGGCUUCAAGCUGCCCAACCACCGGGCUUCCAAACGCCUGUGGAAGGUCUGCAUUGAACACCACACCUUCUUCAGGUUGGUGUCUCCAGAGCCCCCUCCCAAGGGCUUCCUGGUGAUUGGCUCCAAAUUCCGCUACAGUGGGCGGACCCAGGCCCAGUCGCGUCAGGCCAGUGUGCUGAUCGACCGGCCAGCUCCACAGUUUGACCGUUCGGUUAGCAAGAGGUACCUGCUGCCUCGCAGUGUGGACGGAGCCUCAGCCCUGGGAGACAGCAUGGACCAGCUGUCCCAGCGCAGCUCCAGUGAUCACACCCAGUUCCUGUCCAGAGAAGACCUGGAACAAGAGGGCAGUCUGGACCUAGACCAGGAUCAGGAUUACCAGGAACAAGACCAGGAGUACCAGGAUCAGGACGAGGAGACUGAUGGUUUUGCCGCAUCCGCCAAGACCAUGGAGCUGAAGGGUGAGGAGGCAGGCUCGCCAGUAGACUCAAAGCUUGAGCAGCAGUUCCUGGACAAGCCCGAGGAUGUCCUGCAGAAGCACCAGGCCAGCAUCAACGAACUAAAGAGAGCUCUCAGGGAGCCCAACAGCAAGCUGUCACAGAGGGAGAAACGCUUGUCCACAGCCACGCCCCCUGGAGGCACCCCAGAGAGGAAACAGGAGACCCCUCCUACACCUGCCAUUCACGAGGAGCCUUUUGACGAAGCCAUGAGGGAGCCGUGGGAGCGGCGGUUGGGCUCAGUGUCAGAGGACGACCAAGACCACGAGACCCUGUACCUGAAGGAAACCCACCUGGGCAUUGAGCGCAAGUGCUCCAGCAUCACAGUCAGCUCUACGUCCAGCCUGGAGGCCGAGGUGGACUUCACUGUCCUCAUGGACCUCCAUACGGGCAUGGAGGAGUUCUCCAGGGGCAUGAUGGAGCUGGGCGAGAGGCCCAUGUCACCUGACGUGGGCCUCAGCCUGAGUAUCGACCUGCAGGGAACCCCACCACCUCUCGUCUCGGCUCCUCUCACCGGGGCUAGCAGCAGCCCUCCUACCAAGCAGCUACACACCGAAGACGUCCGACAUCAUGAGCCUGUUGUGCCCAGAAAACCAAAGAGGUCAGUUCCCAUCGACAGAGACCAGUCACAGAAAGAGACCACUUACUCAUCCCCCAUGACGGCGCUGAGCAGGGAGGCUAGUGACGUCGUCGCCUCCCAUGCACUAAGGAAGACUGAGGUCAAGAUCGACAGAGACCAGUCACAGAAAGAGACCACUUACUCAUCCCCCAUGACGGCGCUGAGCAGGGAGGCUAGUGACGUCGUCGCCUCCCAUGCACUAAGGAAGACUGAGGUCAAGAUCGACAGAGACCAGUCACAAAAAGAGACCACUUACGUGUCGCCCAUGACAGCGCUGAGCAGGGAGGCUAGUGACGUCGUCGCCUCCCAUGCACUAAGGAAGACUGAGGUCAAGAUCGACAGAGACCAGUCACAGAAAGAGACCACUUACGUGUCCCCCAUGACAGCGCUGAGCAGGGAGGCUAGUGAUGUCGUCGCCUCCCAUGCACUGAGGAAGACUGAGGUCAAGAUCGACAGAGACCAGACAGUCAGAGAGACCACUUACGUGUCCCCCAUGACAGCUCUGAGCAGAGAGGCUAGUUGCGUUGUCGCCAGCCACGCAUUGAGGAAGACCGAUGUCAAGGUCGAGACACAGCCCAAUGGGUCAGAGGUCACUACAACCAUCGUGGAGUUUACAGAUCAGGAUCAUGGUGUGACUGUAAGCAGUAUAGGCGAGACUUCUUAUUCAACAACAGAAGGUGUUUCCCCUGUGCACAUGUGUACGUUGGGAAGAGAGGCCUCUGGAUCUCCAGUACUUGUUACUGAGAAUGUUACCUCUGCAACCACGCAUGUCACCAAGACGGUGAAAGGGGGCUAUUCAGAGACCAGAAUUGAGAAGAGGAUCAUAAUCACAGGAGAUGAUGAUGUUGACCAGGAGCAGGCCCUCGCUAUUGCGAUACAGGAAGCCAAGCAACAGCAUCCGGACAUGUUGGUCACCAAGGCAGUAGUUGUCAAGGAAACAGAAUCAUCCACUGAGGAUCCACAUGGGACAUCUUAGUCCUGAUUCCUGGGAAAUGAGCGCCCCCCUCGGGAGCAGACCUGUUGGUGCCUGAGCUACCUGAGACAACCACACUGCUGUACCACCCUGACCACUGCUAGUGGGGCUCCGACACACAGCCACACACGUUUCAAUCCCUCACCCUUACUACUCUUGCCCACUGGGCCAACCCAUAUACUUCCCUGAUGUCUACCAUAGUAACAGGACUCCUUUAAAUCCAACCCUUUAUUUAUGAAUCUUCGCUCUGGCGGUGAUAUGGUGAAAUAUAGCCUCUUAGAAUCUGAGAGUGAAAUACUUACAUACUCGUCUCUAGCAUGUUGGCUCAGCAUUCCCGAACAAUCACAUUACAAGUCAAAAUGUUGAAAACACUUCAACUCACUUUACCUGUUGUCCAAUUAUUAUUUUUCCUAUGUCGGAGGUAAUCUGAUACAGCAUAUCCAUGGGGAACGUUAUCAACCCGACCUUCAGUACGCUGGUCUGUAUAUUUCCGGUUUGUAUUUUCAAUACUGACUCAAUUUGCACGAGACAAACACUUAAACGAAUUGUCUGAACCUAAUCACAGACCGAACGGCAAACACUUCAAGCUGAUUACGAGGAAACGUGCUUCGGUUGACAACAUUUGUUUACAUAUUGUGCAUCACGUGAAAUGCAUCACAUGAUUGAAAAUACUCACCGGAAUUACAAGCCGACAUAGUCAUAUACCUACCGGCGCCCCAGAAAGUUGGGCUAAUAGUACUUUCCUGUGGCCAUUUUAUCUCCACUUCCAACCACCAAAAAGACAACCGGUAAAGUAUGUUUAAAUAUAAUUUUAUUCAACAUUCUGUCUGGUAGAGACUAUUGCGUCUUUUUUUACAGCGACUUCUUUCAGAAUGAUAGCCAUGAAGUAACCAUGGUAACAGCCUGGUAUUUAGACAAGGUGAAAUACAGACAUGGAUGGCUAGAUAUGGAAAUGUCAUAAAUGAUGGCAGUCUUGGUACUAAGAAAUAACAGGUUGAAUGACAAAAUAAUGCCAGAAUUCCUUGUUUCACUGCUGGAAAGUUUCAGUCUACACCUAGUACACUUGUCUGCACUGGUCUCAACACUCAAGCCAAACAACUGGGUUUUGACUAGAUAGGUUAGGAUAAUUAAUGUAGCAGGUUAGGAGAAUUAGGCUAAGGUUAGGGUUAGCUAAAAUGCACAUAAUAAAACUUGUCCCCAGGUGCGAAUUUCUGGAACAUAGAGCCUGGCAACAGUGUGCGACUGUGAAGGGGUGUAGAUUUACUUAGUGGCAUGAUAAUCAAUUCAAAUUCUGAGCAAAUCACACGACUAUGAGAUGUGGUUCCAAAUCGAGGGGGAAAAGUAUUUGUCAUGGUGCACCAUGGAAAUAACUCCCCAUAACCCAGGUAGUAGGAACAUAUCGACGUUCAUGCUAACAGCUAGCCAUAGCUUUGUUACACACAAACACAAAAACAAUACUCUCCCCCCGAAUGCAGCACAAUUACGGGGAGGUUCUAAGGGUUGCACUAAAUGGUGAUGGACUGAGAGAUCAGCCAAUUAAAACCAGUGGUUGUUUCUCCGCUCCUGCCAUAGGCUUCCAGUCAAGUCCUUUUCUGAGGUGCUCGGAAACCAGACCGUCGACAGAGAGAGAGCCAGCUGGUGGGCGAGAUUAAUUUGAUAUAAGCUGUAUCCUAUCUAGACCACCAAACUGUUCUCGGCUUGCCUCUGCAAAGUAUCCUCUAAGGAAAUUAAAUGGGAAGGUUUUUGCCUGAAUGUCAAGUGGAUCCAAAUCUUAGGAGCUGUUGUCUCUUUGAUGUGCUCAUCCCAUCAUAUCACUUCAGAGUCUCACUGCCGUCACAACCCACACCAAUGCCACACUUGAAGUGCAGGACAUUUUUAUUACAGGGGUACUUAGUAUGAGAUAAUCUGGCAGACUAUAGGACUACAAUGUGGUCCAACAUCCUACUAAGUCAAUUCCACCCACCAUUCUAGACCUCAGAUCCAACUCUAAUGCCUGCUGAGGCCUAGAUUAAAUCUGGACAGCAGAAAAUCGGCAGUGAAGCACAAUUGAAAUUUAAAGGCAAUGUUCCCGGAUUUGCUGAGACUACAUUAUCUGUAAACGCUGCAAACAGUAUGUCGGCUCAAUUGUAAAUUACCUUUAUAUUUGAAUUGCGCUAUAAUGCGGAUCUUGAUUAAAUCUAGUGUGCUUACAUAUCUACGUAGUUUGUCAAGAGAAAAAGAACGUACAUGUAUCCAUUAGUUGUAGGUCCAGUACUGUUGACGUGCAUGCAGUAAAGCAGGUUUUCAUGAACAGGAAAACCUUCCCUUAGUUUUAUAUACUCGCUAAACCAGCAAAGUCCAUAACUGUGCUUUGGCCCAUUUCUGUAACAGUGAGAAUGGUUAUGGGAAUGCCAGAGGAUACACAGAUUGCAGGAGAUUUGAGAACAGUAGGCUACUCUGCACCAGCGAGGUCCGUAAAUCGCGGCGCUGGUUUGGUGGCACUAACUCGACGAUGCCAAAUGUGCCAGAGUAGAGAAAGGGGCACCACAGCUAACACAGAAAGGUCAAAGUUUAACUUUUCUUCCUGCAAUGGCACAUCCUCACCAUCAUUCAACAGAGGAGAAGAGCUAUUGAAACUCUCUCGGAUAAAUAAUCUUUCAAGAUAUCUUGCUUUUUCUUUAACCCACAAUUCGGUCAUUUGGCUGACAUCUUGGCAGACCCUACCUUGAACUCUUGCAAUUGGGCAUUUUUGUUUUAAGAACACAAUUGACGUUACUGUAUUAUGAUGAUGGUUUACUUGUUAUUGAAGUUGAUCUGUGUAGACAUUUGUAUGUAUAUAAAUGGAGUGCUUAUGAACCUCUGAUCAAUAGAAUGUGCCUGUUGGGUAUUUAUAAAAAUUGUGAAAGUAUAAAUUCUGAGCAUGUUGCUGUUCUAAAAUGAUCCAAGGUCAGGUCCCCUUCCAACCGUUAGAGAUACAGUCACUUUCUGCUGUUAUACUGUGGCUAUCUACAGUAGGACAUAUUAAGAGAUUCACAUUAGAACCUUAUUAAGUAUGCCAAAUGAGCUACCUUUCAAAUGAAAUGAGUAUUUUAGAUAAUGUUUGCAUGAUAAAGACAUUCAUUAUGAAAUUAAAUUAAACCACUAGAAUACCUACUGUAUAGAUACAAUGUUAUAGUAUUAUGCAAAGUAGAAGAGACCUUAAGGCAGUAUGAAAUAUCACAGUAGCUCGCUACAGUUAAAGUCGGAAGUUUACAUAAUGACACUUAGGAGUCAUUAAAAGUUGUUUUUCAACCACUCAACAAAUGUAUUGUUAACAAACUAUAGUUUUGGCACGUCCGUUAGGACAUCUACUUUG